Molecule: messenger RNA, 5226 nt
Organism: Lindgomyces ingoldianus
Lineage: Eukaryota; Fungi; Ascomycota; Dothideomycetes; Pleosporales; Lindgomycetaceae
Product: 3-oxoacyl-synthase
Exons: 4
Coding region: 307-5226 (1639 amino acids)
Biological process (GO): long-chain fatty acid biosynthetic process
Cellular component (GO): fatty acid synthase complex
Molecular function (GO): holo-[acyl-carrier-protein] synthase activity; 3-oxoacyl-[acyl-carrier-protein] synthase activity; 3-oxoacyl-[acyl-carrier-protein] reductase (NADPH) activity
Source: RefSeq, a predicted model, not a curated record
CUGAUUCUUAGUCCUCCGCUUUCCACUCCGACGUCAGACGGGGGGCGGAAACUCCUCAUGACUUACUUUUCUGAGAUGCAGACUGGGUUGCAUUACGACAUGUCUGGAAAUAGACUACUAAUGGGACAUCCGUGCUCCAUCAGAACAUGGCAGCAAUACGGCCCAUGGCUUCUGGGCUACUCACAUAGUCGCACCCGUCGCUCCGUCCACGAUCUUGCGAUUCCUUCAAUUCAGACUCUUUCUCGUCUCUAGGCUCCUAUCUUUUCGCAUCAUCUUGAUACCCGCUGCUAUUGCGCGACCACCACCAUGCAUCCAGAAAUCGAGAACGACAUCUCGUACGCGCUCCUUCUGGAGCUCUUAGCUUACCAAUUCGCAAUGCCAGUGAGAUGGAUAGAGACGCAACAAGUUCUUUUUGGGCAGGAAAACAUCGACCGCCUUAUCGAAAUAGGUCCGACCAACACCCUGGCGGCAAUGGCGAAGAAGACGCUGGCCUCCCAGUACAGCAUCGCAGACGCUGUUCGGUCGCGCAAGCGAGAGGUUCUGUGCCAUCAGACCGACGCUGCGAAGAUUUUCGAAGAAACAAAUAAUGCCGUUACUGAAGUCGUCCUUCCGAAAGCUACCGAGAUGCCAACGGCCGAAAAGAGUGCAUCUAAAGGUGCAGUACCAUCUCAAUCCCAACAGCCCGACGCUCCCGUCGCAGCGCCACGGCAGACAAUCGUGCCAGCAGCUCCCAUGCUGGAGAUACCUGAUGUCCCUAUAUCUGCGGGAGACAUCCUUACCGCCAUCAUAUCUUCGAAGCUCAAGAAGCCAUGCCAUGAGAUCAACGGAGCACAUACAAUCAAAACACUGACAGGAGGCCGUUCCACGCUCGAAAACGAACUCAUCGGCGACCUAGGCGCCGAAUUUCCCACCUCGCUCCCAGAUCGCAGUGAAGACAUUCCGCUGGCCGAUCUCAGUGUCACCCUCCAGUCGCCAGACAGCAGCACCCUGGGAAAAGUCUCCUCAAGCCUGUUGGCCCACUUUUUUGCCGCCCGGAUGCCACCCGGCUACACACAGAAGCGGGCGCGCGCACACAUGCAGACGAUGUGGAAUCUGCCGCCAGGUCACCAGUCAAUGGUGCUGCUGCGAGCGGCGAGCUACUCUUCGGGUGGCGGCCAGCAGCAACAGAAAAGGCUGGUGUCGGAUUCGGAGGCACAGGCACUAUUUGACGAUACCGUGCGGAAGUAUUUUGCUGAGCGGGGACUAGAUUUCGUUGUCGUGGACGCAGCUCAUCGUGAUCAAAAACAGGGCGGCAGUUCCGACAACAAUAAUGUUCAGCAUGUACAGCAACUCCACCACAAUGAGGACGGGCAGACAGCCGCGAAUGGAAACAGAGAUGGAAAGAGCGGAAGAAACGCCGAGCAGGCCACAGCCCUCCACCUCAUGCGUGCCGAACGCGACGCUCUAGGCGCUGAACUCGCGGCGCUGACGGCUGAGCUGGGGGAUGCGUUCGUCGGCGGCGUGAGGCCAGUAUUCAGCGCUCGAAAGGUGCGCAGGUUCACUUCAUCGUGGAAUUGGGCAGUGCAAGACCUGUUUGAGGCAGUGCAAGGCAAGGCAUCACGUGGCGGCGGUGCGGACGUCGAGGCAUAUGUUGACGACUCUGCUACUGCUGUUGCUGCGCGAUGUGAGAUGAUUGCCAGGCGCGGGGACGAACGGCUCGAGAAGAUUGUGGACUUCCUCGUGUCGAAAACCAAAGACGACAAGGCCACAAUGGAAAUUUUGGAGAAGGUGCGGGAGUUGAUGAGAGAGGCGAGGGUCGAGGGAGUUAGUGCGCUACCGUUCGCGGGAGCGUGUCUGAGGGAUACCAAGCCCAGGACUUUAGUCGACCAGCGUGGAAAAUUUGUGUUCGAAGAGGCACCGCGGACAGAGGAAGACGUGUCGCUCCCACGAGUCCAGCUCAAGGAGAGAACGUCAGCGCAACAGUGGCAGACGGACGAUAACCUGAGCAAUAUUUUCGACCACGUCCUACACGAGACUUGUCAUUCCUGCCCUUCAUUCAAGGAGAAAACAGUGCUCCUGACCGGCGCCGGCACACGCUCCAUUGGAUUCGAGCUGUUGAAGCUGCUACUGACUGCUGGCGCGCGUGUGGUGGUCACUACGAGCCAUUAUUCGCCCUCUGCACUGCGAGCUUACCGCGAUGCCUACACACAGCAUGGCGCAAGCGGAUCCGAGCUUGUUGUUGUGCCGUUCAAUCAGGGCAGCCAGCAAGACAUUGAAAGUCUCGUGUCCUUCAUCUUCGACGCCUCUGACGGCGGUUUAGGAUGGGACGUCGAUCACAUCGUUCCCUUCGCCGCUGUUCCUGAAGCGGGCCAUGAGGUGGAUGGCAUCGACGCCAAAUCAGAGCUGGCGCACCGCAUCAUGCUCGUAAAUGUUGUGCGACUUCUAGGCGUGGUGAAAAAGCACAAAGAGAGCCGGCGAGUGUUGUGCCGGCCUGCGCAGGUCCUCCUGCCGCUGUCACCUAACCACGGCGCAUUUGGCGGUGAUGGACUGUAUGCCGAGUCCAAGAUCGGUCUCGAGCCGCUGUUCGACAAGUGGUACUCAGAGACUUGGGCACCGUACCUGACGCUGUGCGGUGCUUCGAUCGGCUGGACGCGUGGAACAGGUCUAAUGGCCGGCAACGACACGCUAGCUGGGGGCAUUGAGGCGCUUGGUGUGCGCACCUUCACGCAGUGCGAGAUAGCGACUUUACUUCUAGUGCUUAUAAACGCGCCACUGGCCCAAGAGUGCGAAGACAGGCCCAUCUUCGCCGACCUCACCGGCGGAUUGGACGCCGUGCCCAACCUGAAGGAGACGCUCAGGAGCAUCCGCGGUGUUUUGGAUUCAGAACGGAGCCUGAAGGAGGCCAUGGUGAGAGAAGCGGAAGAUGAGAAGGGCUACGAGACUGCUAGUGAUCCGCUUCCUGUCCUACGACCGCAGCCUAACCUUCGUCUUCCCUUCCCAUCCUUGCCGGACUGGGAUAAGGACAUUGAGCCCCUACACAAGGACUUGAAUGGCAUGGUCGAUUUGGACUCGGUGGUUGUGAUAACCGGCUUCGCGGAGCUGGGGCCCUGGGGCAACGCGCGUACGCGCUGGGAAAUGGAAUCGCAAGGCGAGCUGUCGAUUGAGGGGUGCAUAGAAAUGGCAUGGCUUAUGGGCCUAAUCAAGAACCACGAUGGGCCGCUUGAUGGACAAGAGUACCACGGCUGGGUGGACACCAAAACAGGCAAACCGGUGCAUCCUGCUGAUAUGAAGGACCGCUACGAGCGCCAUAUUUUGGAGAAUAGCGGCAUCAGGUUUUUGCCAGAGGAGCCAGGAAAGGGGCAUUCGCUCAUUCAGGAGAUGGUGAUUGAGGAAGACUUGCCGCCACUUUCCGUGCCACGUGACAUAGCGGAGCAACUACGGCGCGAGCACGGCCACAAGAUUGACGUAUACGACGAAGACGAGGGAGGGAGUGAGGAAGUCCUAGUACAGUUCAGAAAGGGUGCUAGCCUCUUGGUACCAAAAGCUCUGGGUGCAGUACGGAGGGUCGCCGGCCAGCUCCCCCAGGGUUGGGAUCCGCGCACAUACGGCAUUCCCGAGGACAUUGUUUCUCAGGUCGAUCCAGUCACGCUGUACACGUUGAUCAGCACCUGCGAAGCACUGUUGGGAGCUGGCAUCACUGACCCGUUUGAGCUGUACAAGUACAUUCACCUGUCUGAGAUCGGGAACAUGCUGGGCUCUGGGCUUGGCGGCGUUUCGUCUUUGAAGAAGAUGUUCCUGGACAGGAAGAUGGACAAGCCAGUACAGAGCGAUGUCAUGGCUGAGAGCUUCAUCAACACGACACCAGCGUGGGUCAACAUGCUGCUCUUGUCGUCGUCUGGGCCCAUCCGCACAUCAGUUGGAGCCUGUGCAACCUCGAUCGAAUCCCUGGAAACAGGUGUCGAGACAAUUGUCAGCGGCAAGGCGAAGAUGUGUUUAGUCGGCGGGUUUGACGACCUUACCGACGAGGUCUCAGCCGAGUUCGCUAACAUGAGAGCGACUGUGGAUGCGGAGAACGAGGUCGAAAAAGGACGUAUACCAGCAGAGAUGUCGCGCCCAACUACUACGACACGCAAUGGCUUCGUUGAAUCAGCAGGGUCGGGAGUCCAGGUAAUUACAUCCGCCCGUCUCGCACUCGACAUGGGGCUGCCCAUCUACGGCAUCGUCGCACUGGCAUCAACUGCCAGCGACUCCAUCUCCCGCUCUGUGCCAGCGCCUGGCAAAGGCAUCCUCACCACAGCGGCAGAAGCGCCUUCGAGAUACCCAUCUCCCCUCCUUGACAUACACUACCGCUGUCGGCGCCUCGCGCUCCGCAAGCGCGAAAUUGAGAACUCGGCCAAUCUUGAAAUCGACAUGAUGAAUCAAGAGCUCAACAGCAGCAGCAUCGACGCAGCGGAGGCUGAGCGGCUGCGCGAACGCAAAGAUUAUAUUGCGCAUGAAGCACAGCAGCUGACGCGCGCUGCCCAACGCAUCUUCGGAAAUGCCUUUUGGCAGCAGGGACAGAGCAAUAUCUCGCCGCUGCGCGGGGCGCUCGCAGUGUGGGGCCUCACGGUUGAUGACAUUGGUGUCGUGUCACUCCACGGCACGUCAACGCGACUCAAUGAUAUCAACGAGCCGCAAGUGUUGCAGGCGCAGCUGACACACCUGGGUCGCGCGCCCGGCAACGUGGUGCCAGCUGUGUGCCAGAAGAGUUUAACAGGUCACUCCAAAGGUGCGGCGGGCGCGUGGAUGCUGAACGGCGCGCUGCAGAUGCUGAACUCCGGCCUCAUACCGGGCAACCGAAACAUUGACGACGUUGACGCCGCUCUGCGCCAUGACGCUGCUCUGCUGACUUUCCCCAACCGCACUCUAUGUAGGGCCGCCAUCAACGCCUUCAGCGUCACCUCGUUUGGCUUUGGUCAGAAGGGUGCUCAGGCUGUCGGUGUGCAUGCACGCUUCCUGUUUGCAACGCUGACCCAGGCCGAAUUUGAGGCCUACGCGCGACGUGUCACUGAGAGGAAAAACACAGCACAGAGCUUCUUCAGCAGGGCUGUGGCGACUAAUGCUCUAUUUGUGGCCAAAACCAGCGCGCCGUAUUUGAAGAAGCAGACGGAGAGGAUCCUUCUGGAUCCUAGUGCAAGGGCGGUGGGUAAUGGCCUUAAUGGCCACGAAUACUUUUACGAAGACGAUCUAGUAGAUAGGCUCGCUUAG